Messenger RNA from Cololabis saira (Pacific saury), 3293 nucleotides. It is a transcript of the gene pecam1b, whose product is annotated as platelet and endothelial cell adhesion molecule 1b. Gene Ontology annotation, molecular function: transmembrane signaling receptor activity. The record is from RefSeq and is a predicted model, not a curated record. NCBI's taxonomy places the organism in Eukaryota, Metazoa, Chordata, Actinopteri, Beloniformes, Belonidae. Gene Ontology annotation, biological process: cell surface receptor signaling pathway. Bases 108 to 2402 code for a protein of 764 amino acids. The transcript is spliced from 16 exons.
CCCCGCAGACACACACUCACACACAAACAGCCGCCAGGCAGCGCAGUCACGCGUUUGUGCAGCUCCAGGACCGGCCAGCCAGCAGGACCAGGGCUUUCUGGGACAACAUGGGCGUCCUGCUCCUGCUCACCUCCGCAGCCCUGUGCAGCUACUUCCACUCAGGGAGCGCGGGGAACGCACAGAACUUUUUCGAUAUUGAUUCCGUCGAGCUGUCCAUCGAGCCCGAGAGUGAAGUGCAUCGGAACACCAAUGUCACUUUGAGAUGCAAAGCAACGGUUAACACUGAGGGGUCAGAGGUGCUGACUCGAAAUUACACCAUAUACAAGGACAAUGAGAUGGUCUACUUCAAGACCACCAGCUCUUCAGAGGAUUUCUUGUACCAACUGCCUGAGGUCAGAGUCUCCAACAAUGGCAACUACAAGUGCAAGAUUGACAUCAUGGGCAAGUCUAAAAACAGCAACUUCCAAGCCCUCAAAGUGACAGGAAUAUCAAAACCUGUUCUACACCUAAACAAGACUUACAUGACUGAAGGGGAAGAGAUAUCGGCCUGGUGUACAGCGCCGGGUGAGAAUGGCAAAAUUGUCUUCUACUUCUAUGAUAACGAUAAAAUGAUUGACCAGACGGAUCCGAAGUCUAACACAGCAUGGGUCAAGUUUUACCCUAGCGGUUCUGGGACUCAUAGAAUUCGCUGUACCUACACUAUCUCCGUUACGCCGGGCUCCUUCAAUUCAGAGGAAAGUAACACGGCCAACGUUGAGGUCACAGAGAUUCCCAUCCAUCCAAGUCUGGAGAUCACCCCUAAAAACAACAUUUAUGAAGGAGACCCUCUCAAUAUCACCUGCACAGUCAAAAACGGUCUGCGCAGCUCUGAAAAUACGGAGCUCCUCCUGAUCCAGAAUGACAAAAUACUCAGCAAGGGAACGACAUCUAUCAGCUACAGCGGAAUUGCACAGGCAACGGCCCCGGACCUUAACUUUGUGUGCAAAUUAAAAGUGAGAAAGGUUGUGAAAGCUGAUAAGGACACGGUGUCAGUGACUGAGCUGUUCUCAGUGCCCACUCUAACAAUGUCUCCUACGGAGGUCUUUCAAAAAGAUCCAAUGCAGUUAACCUGCCAAAGUGAACGAGUGGCCUCCGAGAGACUUGACAAAAACGAGUUGAUAUACCGUCUUCUUCCACACGAAAACAUGAUCCACAAAGGGAAUGGAGAAUUUGCUGGAAGUGCCCUGCAAAAUGAGUAUAAUUAUACAUGUAUAGUGGAAGCAAGAGGCAUUGUGAAAGAAAGUAAAACCCUGACCAUACGUCCCAAAGUUUCUGUCUCAAUUCCAAAAAUCUCAGCCUCUGAUUGGUUGAUCUUGGGAAGCCCCUUCACGAUCUACUGUCAGUCGGAGAAUGGCAGCUUGCCCAUUACCUACAGCUUGUGGAGGAAGUUUGAACAAAUCAACCAAACCACAGUCUCCCAGCCCCGACGAGGAGCUGCCUUUCCACUCACCAUUAACAAUGUAGAAGAAAUAAACAGUUAUAGGUGUGAGGCGACUAAUGGAAAGAAGCCUGUGUCUAGUAAAGGUCUCAACGCAACUGUCAUUGUGCCUUUGUCCAAGCCAAGUCUGGAAGUAAUUCCAGUUCCAGCAGACAUCGCUGAGGGACAUGAUCUCUACCUCAUGUGUCGGGUUGAAGGCACACCGCCCAUCACCUUUAAGUGGUACCGCGAUGGUGAUCAGAGGCCACUGAAUGUCACCAUAACCAACAACCAAUUCCAGGUUCACCAGAUCCCUUAUCUGUCCCAACUGCACAGUGGAAACUACAGCUGUGAGGCUGUCAACUAUGCCAACAUCCCAGUCCGAAGUGACCGACUUUACAUCAAUGUUCGUAUGGCGAUGUGGAAGAAAGGUCUGAUCGUGGGAUCGUGUCUGCUGCUGGUCUCAUUACUGCUGAUGAUGGGCUGUGUGCUGUACUACAGAUCCAAGAGAGGCAAAAGAGAAAGACCUGCUGAAUUGUCAGUAAAGCCUUUGAGCCCUAAAUCAGAUGACACAUUAACAGUGACUCUAACUCACGACACAGAGGUUUAUGACACAGCCACAGUGAAGGUGGACAGCACUUCAGUGAGUGUGUGGAGCGAGCGAAAACCUGAACCAGGUGACGAAGAGAGCAGCAUCAUGUCCAAUGAGCCGGAUGUGGCGUACACAGAGGUGGUUCAUCCCCGGUCAGUGGAUCCUACCAGAGUUCCUUUGAGAAAACACACAGACACAGUUUACAGUGAGGUCCAAAACUCUUCACAUGGUGCUCCAGACCACCACGACUAUGGCUCGGCGGAGUAUGCUGAGUUCAGCGCGGAGCAUCCCCAGAGCAGUUGGUUCCCUCCACGAUCCAGCCUGGACUUGGACCUGCCGGAGCCGGUGGAUUAGUGACGCCAUCCGCCGUUAAUCUCCUUGCUUUUGCUUUGCCACUUCCACCGAAUGCUUCGUCGUUUAUUUAUCAGUGGAACAACCGACUGCAGAAUCUUUUGUAAAUAUUGUUAACUUUCAUAAAAGCCUGUCAUUUGUACACACUGGUGCGUGGUGACGUGAUUAAAGGGUGAUUUCAUAAAUCCAGUUAAACUCGAUGCACAGAAAAUAACACGGCAGUCAACCCCAUCGUCAGAUCAGCCACAGAAAAUAAUAACUUUACAAAGUCUGUGGGAAUAUGACUACAGAGACAAAGUGGCACAUGUGUAGAUAUAAGAAAUACCAAAUCAAAGGUUAAAAAGGUGCUUAGAGCAACAUAUAUAUCUGUCUCUGUAAGAAACCACUCGACCAUGAACUCCCACACACCAGACUCCUACCUGAGGACUACGUCUGACUGCACAGACCAGGAACUGGACCAGCAGUCCUCGGACCAGCGUAUGAGCACUCUACCUCCUGAGCACUAGAUCCGUCCUAAUAUACGUUUUCUGAACUCUGUGGGAUUCGGUUUACUCACUUCAUCACUUUUUUUAAUGUUACUGCACAAUUUCUAGGAAGUUAAAAUGAAGUGAAAAUCGAUGCCGCAAGUGUUUUUUCUUUUUGUCUUCUAUCCGUUUGCUUGCUGUGGCAUAAAAUGUCUUGAAAGUGCUUUAACUUCAGAUUCAGUGUUUUUAUUGUGAAGCCGAGCUUCGUGAAGGGUCCAAGGCUGCAUUAGCGUCACAGACGCUGAAAAUCCGGGAUCCACAUCUGAAUCACCUGCAGUCUAGAGAACCUCAGUGCUUGACCAGCAUGUUUGAACUUGUUUGAACAUGUUAAACCUUUGGUCAAAUAUUAAAGCUGUUAUAUAAACUACAA